Effrenium voratum is the source of this 3090-nucleotide messenger RNA. Lineage: Eukaryota; Dinophyceae; Suessiales; Symbiodiniaceae. The record is from the annotation of a GenBank genome assembly.
AUGGAGAGAAUUGGGCAGAGCGAUGUCGCGACCAUCCUUGGAAGGUUGCAUCAGGAGCUCAAGUCACAGACUCGAGACAGCAAGGCUGAGCAGCACCAGCUUAUGCGCAAGGCAUUUCACUACGUCACGGCAUCCUUGCAUCAGCCGGCGCCAGUCCACGGUCCGGGAUCCAGCCUGCCGACCCGAAAGCUCAGCGAGGUGACCCAUCGGGUUCUUCAGGAGCUCUUUGCCCUCCUAGUUGGUGACAAUGGCUUUGCGCCGCCACGGAUUCGCAUUCUGAGUGCAGCCUUAGUGCGGGAGCUGUCAGCUGGCGAGGUUCCAUACUUCUUCCGAGACAACUUCGGCGGACACUUCCAUCACUAUGACCAGAACAAGGUCGUGUAUUUCCUGCCCGUGCUGUCGCAGCUGCUCAACGCGGACCUGCUGGUGCGGAACAUUCCGAGCCUAGUAACGUGGUUCACCAGCGAUUCCACCAGUGUCAGCCUCAAAACCGCAGCGCUCACCAAUCUCCUUGCAGCCGUCCAGCGGUUUCCGAACGUCUUGGACAAGGAGAAGCACAUCCGCCCAAUGGAGGUCCAGUUCUCCAAGCUCUUGACGGGGGCUUCGCUGGAGACGCGCAAAACUACGUCGACGACAUUGUUUGGGGUGAGGAUUGUGUCGACCUCUGCAGCUUGCAAUGUGACAGAGGUGGAUGGCACGCCAACCCGCGAUUUCUUCACCUGCAUGAACAAUUCUUACGAUUACUCCGAGGACCAAUUGCUGAACGUUCAUAUCUUUAGCUCCCUCUACUGUUGGCUGUUCUACCUCUACCAGGCGCAGCUUUUGCAAGCGCGAAAGCGGCAGAGCAGGGAUGACAUCGUCUCCAAGCUUGAGCAUUACGGUCUGGUUCAUGGUGCCGGUAUGGAUGCGCAAGAUCUGCCGGAGGCGAACCAAGUGCCAGAGGAGGAUUCCAGGCCGCGCUCCAGGAGCUCGCUCAUUGGCCACUUCACGCUUGAUGACCACUUCCGUGAGGUUGUCAUCAGCAUUUGUCUGCGGAUCCUGUCCCAGGUUGAACUGGACAUCGUACGGGACGGCCCACAGCAGAUGAGACUGGGAACCAGGUAUAUGAUCUCCGAGCUGGACUGGAUGCGAGAGUUUAUUGAGGGUGUUUCGAUGGAAGCUGUUCGGAUUCUGGAUCUCCUGUGCCUGAUGGACCCCUCGCUUGUGACCCGCAUCUUCCCAGCAGUGAAAAAGGUCUAUGAAAGGACAGCCAAUCGUCAGAGUGGGGUGGUGUUUGCCUCCGUCCUUCAAUUCUUUGUGAACCAUGGGCAACAUGUCAUCUUCGAUGUCGACCCUGUGCUGCACCACUUCUUUGAGGAUUAUGUUUCGGUGAGAUACAGACAACAGCUUCUGGCAAUGAGCACCUUGCUCUUUCUCACGACGAACACCUCCAAGAUGCUCUUGCACACGCCAGUGUUUCCAAAGUAUUACCCUGCAAUCAUCAAGCUCUUGGCCUGGCACCCCCGGACUCUGGCCGAAGAGGUGCUGCCAAUCGUUCCAGCCAUGGUGGGUGUGGUGCUCGGCUGCUCGGGAUGGGCAUUGAAGGGGGAGGAAGCGCACCAUCCCCAUGCCAUGGCCAAGCGGCGGUUGAUUGGCAAGCAGGAGCCGCCGGAAUGCUAUAAGCGGCAGCGAGCAGCUUCUGACCUGGAGCAGAUCGUCAAAUCUUUGAACACACAAUUCAGCGGGCGGCUUCAAGACCAGAAAGGCAUAUUGGGGCAGGCGCGAGGCACUGCUUACAUCCUGCUGGACCAAGAGAUGGCCUACGAAACAGAGAUUUUGCGCAAAAUGAUCCCAACUGCAGUUCUGUCCAACGUCUUGACGAUUCUGGUGGAGGGCAUUCCAGAGCCCCCAGACUGGCAGAAGAAGGGACCAGCCGGAGCUGGCCAGCUUCCUCCGUACAUCAGAGAAAGAACUGCUUAUGGCAUAACAUCGUACCAAGUGCGACUGAUGUGGAGCGCGUUUGAGGUACAAACACCGUACACCCCAUAUCGCAAGCAGGCGAUUGAAUGGCAGCAGGAGCUGACGAGGAUGAAGUCUGUGGCUAUGAAAAGAAUGAAGGAAGCGAGAUCUGGUGCGCUUGAGCCGCCGCUUACAAUAGAUGAGCUGGCAGGGGUGUUUGUGGGCGCUCCCAGCCUGGAGCUGAACUUUGCCUGCGCGCAUAGCAUCGCUUCAACAAGAUACCGCACGCCGUACACAAGCAGCCUGAGGUUGGCUCUUCAGAUGCGGCGGCACUUCCUGCUUGCUGCUGCAAGUGGCGAUGAUGUAAGCGGCUUCACCAAGAUGGCCUCCGGCAAAGUAGAUUUUGAGAAACAGUCUUUCUCACGCCGCUGCAAAAGGCUCAUUGCGUCGGUGAGCCAUGCCAUACACUUCAACCAGAUAAAGGCGGGAGAGAGACUCAAAGAUAUUCUGGGAAUUCAGAGUGAUACAAUUGUGAUGGAGUGGCCAUUCUCCUUGGUGCAGAGGCUCAGGGAGGUGGUAUCUCGCCAUCAAUCUCGGGUAUCCCGAGUGAAGGCUGGACGGCCUCCAGAAGAAUCUAUGCCUCCUUUCCCUCAAGGGGCGCAGAUCCCCAGACAGCUGGCGCCACGCUUCCUGGACUUCCUCCCGUUAUGCCAGGUCAUGGCCUUCUCGGCCGCCAGCUCCUCCUCCUUUGAUGGGGCCUGCGACUCGCUAAGACUUCGCCUUGCAAAGUUCCAGUGGGCGGAUUUCCUGGGCCCCCCACGCAUCUCAAGAUCAGGACGUGCUGUGCAAACCACGCAGGCCGCGCAGGCGCAGAGGUUGCUUGGCCUGCUGGGGGCGCCUCACUGCUCUGAGUGCUUUCAGGAGCUAGAUUUGUGUGAGGCGCCGAAGCAGGCCUUGGUGCCAAACCUGCUGACACCAGUUCUGGCAAACAUGCCCAACCUCCUCCUCCUCAGGCUGCCCUACCUUGUGCAAGGAGUGGGAGAAGCUAGAGCUGAAGAAGGUGUUGCAAGGGUUGCCGGCUGGAGCUUCCAUGGAAGUUAUGAGCAAGGAAGGAACAGUCCUGUUUCAGGGAGUCCAAAGUGCUUCCCUUGA